AUGGGCGAAUAUUAUUAUUUUUGUAUUUUUUGCGGGUUGGAUGAGUUUUUGCGAAAUACUAUUAAUAGCCCCCAUGUUUCAUUAACCUACAUGGAUUUAGCUUGGCGAGUGCAUUUCACUACUGGACCUCGGCCUCCAUUUCGAAAGUUCUUGCAUUUGACUUCAUCCUUCCUUGUUGGCCUUGUUUUACGUGCCUCGCUUUUUCGUCAUAAUGUGAAAGUUUUUAACAAAGAAUCCCUACUCGAGUCGGUUUAUUGCAGACCAACUUUCCAAUCCCUUAUUACCGUGUCUAACCAUCAUUCUUGCCUUGAUGAUUUCAUACUUUUUGGCACAACGCUCAAAAUAUCUGAUUUAAUGAAUGUUGAUAGUUUUCGUUGGAGUUUGGUUGCAAAUGAUAUUUGCUUCAAAAGUAUGUUUAGCUACUUUUUCGUGCUCGGAAAAGGAAUUCCAGUCUGGCGUAACGUUUAUGAUAUAGAAACCAAGAAAUAUACCUCUGUGGGUGGAGGCCGAUACCAACCAAGCAUGGACUUUACGUUAUCUCUCCUAAAUAAUGGGUUUUGGGUUCACAUAUUUCCCCAGGGCAGAGUCAUUAUGCCUGGGGAACGUGAAGAGGAAACUAAGCUCAGACUACGAUGGGGAAUAGGGCGCUUGAUUGCUGAACUCAACCAUCUACUCAUUCCUUCGCUUUGUUAA
Molecule: messenger RNA, 693 nt
Organism: Protopolystoma xenopodis
Lineage: Eukaryota; Metazoa; Platyhelminthes; Monogenea; Polystomatidea; Polystomatidae
Source: the annotation of a GenBank genome assembly